UCUUUCCUUGCUGCUUUGUUUCAUUGAUGAGGCGGGAUCAGUACUCCAUUAGGCUUCAAUUCACAUGCAAAUUGUUUUUUACUCCCUCCGUUCCUAAAUGUAAGUCUUUUUAGAUAUUCCACUACAAACUACAUACGGAUGUAUAUAGACAUACUUUAGAGUGUAGAUUUAUUCAUUUUGCUCCGUAUGUAGUCUAUAGUGGAAUCUUUAAAAAGACUUAUAUUUAGGAAAGGAGGGAGUAGUACAUAAGUACCUAACUCGUCAGGUAGUAACUCUAUCUGUGGGCUGAUUGUGCGAUGGCCGGGGCAGCUGAAUCUGCUGCCCACUCAUGUGGAAUGCUGUCAGUGUACUCAAAUCACCUAGUAUGUUCUGAAAUGAACAAGUGACAGUCCAAUGGAUUCAUCUAGUUAUAUUGUGGCUAGCAGUUUUGAAUGAUGAGUGAGCUAGACAGCUCGUGAACUCUUAGUUAAGCAAUUGUAGCUAUACAAGUAAAUUAAGAAUAUAGUUUGCACCAACUAAUUGAAUCCAAGUGUAAAUAGUGGCCGGUUGACUCCUAUUUUAACCAAGACACAAGUAACACUCAUUUAAUCCAUUUGGUUAGCUGCUCCGAGAGAAACAGAGGAUGAGAGACAUGGAGAAGAAAGAUCUAGCCAGAUUUUAUUUGCUAUUUUCUCUAUUGUAAUUCUUCUGUAGUAUGUUUCUGUGUCUUUGACUCUUUGUGGGUGACUUUUUAGGUGACCAUCCAAUUCUGAUCUCCGUCCUUUGGUAACCAUGGUGUUUCCUUCACGAUCCUUAUGUUCCGAUUUAUAUGAGUGACUUUUCUGAUUGACGGGUUUUCAAUCUUUUGUGAUUGUGCCACAUGAACAUAAAAUUCCACAUUAACCUGUUUUUCUCUACAUCCAAUUUAUUGCCAUUUCCUGUAACAUCAUUGGAACAUUUCAACGUUUGAAAUUAUGUCGCACCUUCACCUACAUGGCACCGGACAUUGCACUAGUCAUUUUCACUCUUUUCUUCCACUCAUGAUAGAGGUAUUAAUCACUUUCGGAUGGACCUGAUUUACUCCGUGUGUAAACCAAAUAAUUCUGCGUGGCCUUUUUUUCUCUCCAAACAUCUAUCGUAUUGCUAUCACACUGUAACAUCAUUGGAAUAUUUCAACGUUUGAAAUUAUGUCUUUACUUUAAAUGCAUGUUGCACAUGACAUAACUCUAGUCACUGUCACUUGUUUUUUUUAUAUUGGCCAUUAAUAAAAUUCAAAAUUAAGGCCACCUCCAUCUUAUUCAACUACUUGGACAUACACAUGGGAAGGGCAAGAAUAUAGUAGUCACCUCCACCUCCUCGCUCAACAACCUAUUAAGAAACAUUUGAGUUAAAACCACUAUGUGAUACACCCGCAAAAAAAAAACCACUAUGUGAUACGCACUGCAACUAGUGAGAUGAGUAUAAUAUCCCCAUGAGUUAUCUGUCCCAAGACCAAGAGGUGGAUAAACAAUUAGUUCUCCUGGAGAGAAAAAAAGUCAUAAGUAAGUGGUUGCCAGCGUCCAAUGUUUUCCUUCUCUUAAUGAAUGAAAGCAACGCCGCUGCUUUUUGCCAAAAAUAUCUUCAUUGGCUGACCCUGGAGAGUGAUAAGCAUUAUCGCCUAUUUAACGACCUGCACACAAGGAGAGGAGAGCACAAUACAAUAAUUAAGGACCUACCAUUCCACCUCCUUGCUCAACCAUGAAGACAUGGCAGCAUUUCAUGGUCCAUCUUCUCACUCAUACCCUCCUUUUUCUCGCAUCCAGCUCCUCUCAACCCACCAACAACCAAAGUAGCAACUACAGCACCGAUCUCUCUGUGCUCCUAAAAUUCAAAUCCCUCAUAACCAGUGACCCUACACGGGCACUGUCCUCUUGGUCUUGGGACCCUGUCAUCAACGGCACGAGAACGGCGCCAUUGCCUAAUUACUGUGAGUGGAUGGGCGUGGCCUGCAGCAACCGCCGGCACCCAGGCCAUGUCACUGCCAUACGUCUGCUUGCCUUGGGCCUUGUCGGCAGCAUCUCCCCGCAGCUCGGUAACCUGACCCACCUUCGCAUCCUCAGUCUUUCAGACAACAAAUUGAAAGGUGAGAUCCCAGGCAGCCUCAGUGGUUGUACAACACUUCAUACCUUGGAGUUGAGGGGGAACAACCUCUCUGGUUCCAUGCCUGCUUCUCUAGGUCUCCUAUCAAAGCUCAAAUUUCUCAAUGUUUCCGAUAACAAUCUGAUUGGUGAUAUUCCCAUGUCAUUCUCCAACCUCACAGCCCUCACGAAGCUUAGUAUGCGCAAAAACCAAUUCCAUGGCCAAAUCCCGAGUUGGCUCGGCAACCUGACAUCACUGACACUUGUAGGAUUAGCCCAUAACGGUUUCACUGGCCAUAUCUCUCCAGCUCUAGGUAAGAUGGCAAAUCUUUUUACGUUUGAUAUCAUGGAUAACAAACUGGAAGGCCCUUUUCCUCCAUCCAUGUUCAAUAUUUCCUCCAUCUUAUACUUCAGCAUCGGCUUCAACCAGUUUUCAGGAUCUUUGCCGCUUGAUAUUGGCCUUAAGCUUCCCAAGCUAAUGUUUUUGUUCACAUCUGCGAACCAAUUUACAGGACCAAUACCAGGCUCCCUGUCAAAUGCAUCGACACUUGAAGUUUUGGUCCUUGGCGGAAAUCAGUAUAAUGGUCUGAUUCCACGGGACAUUGGCAUCCAUGGUCAUAUCCGGGGAUUUUCGUUAGGGCACAAUUUCCUUCAAACCACAGAGCCUAGGGAUUGGGAUUUCCUCACAUCCUUAACCAACUGUAGCAACCUGGAAGUACUAGACCUUGAACAAAAUAACCUUGAAGGUGUUGUGCCAGUUUCUAUUGCCAACCUAUCUACAGAGCUCAAUUCGAUUGCACUUGGUAGAAACAAAAUAACUGGGUCCAUACCUGUAGGGUUAGGGAAGUUUAAAAAACUUACAAGGUUCAGCGUUGCAGAUAGCCUUUUCACAGGCACCUUGCCUCUGGAUAUUGGCCAGAUUCCUAGCCUCCAGUAUCUCGACCUAUCCCAUAAUAGAUUCUAUGGGCAGAUUCCACAAUCUUUAGGCAAUAUCACGCAAUUGAGCAACCUCUCUCUAUCUAAUAACUUUCUAGAUGGCAACAUUCCAGCAAGCCUUGGCACUCUCACAAAACUUGUAUCUCUGGAUCUUUCCGCUAACUCCUUGAGGGGGGAAAUCCCACAGGAGAUACUCAUGAUUCCCUCUCUUACGGUACUUCUCAACCUCUCCAACAAUGCUCUAAGUGGCUCCAUUCCAACACAGAUAGGAAAGUUGAACAGCCUUAGCGCAAUCGACCUAUCAAUGAACAAGCUCUCUGGUGAAAUCCCAGACACUCUCAGCAGUUGCGUCCAACUGAAUUUUCUAAAUUUUCAAGGAAAUCUUUUGCAUGGGCAAGUACCAAAAGGGUUUUCUUCCUUGAGAGGCCUCGAAAAGUUGGAUCUUUCUGAUAAUAACUUAGCAGGACCCAUUCCUGAGUUCCUCCAGAGUUUUGAGCUCCUAAUAUAUCUAAACCUCUCUUUCAACAACCUAUCUGGUCCCGUGCCAAAUGCAGGGAUCUUUCACAAUGCUACUGUAUUGUUGCUCCCUGGCAAUAGCAUGCUAUGCGGAGGUCCCCCAUCCUUGCAACUCCCUUCAUGCCCAUAUAUAAGUUCUAACCAGGCUGGGCAGCAUCGGCGUCGGCUCAUACUCUUUUGCAUGUUUGGAACUUUGAUCUUCUUCAUGUGCUCUCUAACUGGAUGCUACUUAAUGAAGACAAGAAUCAAACCGAACAAUGUUCUUCAUCAAGGAGUUGGAUUUCACCAAGAGAUGCAUGAGAGGAUAUCCUAUGCUGAGAUAGAUGCAGCAACAGAGUCAUUCUCACCGACAAAUUUGAUUGGUUCUGGAAGUUUCGGCAAUGUGUACAUUGGAACUCUAAAUCUCGAUGAGAGUUUAUGUACUGUAGCAAUCAAGGUUCUCAAUCUUUGCAAACGAGGAGCUAAUAGAAGCUUCUUGAGAGAGUGUGAGGCCCUAAGGAAGAUUCGACACCGGAAACUUGUCAAAGUGAUCACUGUGUGUAGCAGUUUGGAUCGUAAUGGUGAUGAGUUCAAGGCACUUGUCUUAGAGUUUAUCUCCAACGGAAAUUUAGAUGAGUGGCUGCAUCCAAACUCCAUGACUAACAGCUGGAACUUUAGAAGGCUAAGUUUGAUGGAAAGGCUAUGCAUUGCUCUUGAUGUUGCAGAGGCAUUAGAAUAUCUUCACCAUCAAAUUGAGCCAUCCAUAGUUCACUGUGAUAUCAAACCAUGCAACAUCCUUCUAGAUGAUGACUUUGUUGCACACGUCACCGACUUUGGUCUAGCAAAGAUAAUGCAUACUGAAGAAUGCGAGCAUGGUGGUGGUGGAACUGAAACCAGCUCAUUUGCGAUUAAAGGCACAAUUGGAUACGUCGCACCAGAGUAUGGCUCAGGAUCUGAACCCUCCAGGGAUGGUGACGUAUAUAGCUACGGUGUGUUGCUAUUGGAAAUAUUUACUGGAAGGAAGCCGACUGACAAUUUCAUGGAUGGUGUGACAAGCCUGGUCGACUAUGUCAGGAUGGCCUACCCUGAUAAGCUGCUGGAAAUAUUGGAUGCUAGUGCAACCUACAGCGGACACGUGCAACGGUUCAUAGAUGUAUUCUUAUAUCCUAUGUUUAAGCUUGGGCUAGCUUGCUGCGAGGAUUCCCCAAGGCACAGAAUGAAGAUAGACGAUGUAGUCAAGGAGUUGAACAUCAUAAAGAAAGCAUGCGCAGCUCACAUGGUUGUUCAAGAAUUUCAAACAACUGUCCUGAUCCAGGCAAGGAAUGAGGUGCUAUGAUAAUCUUUACGGCUCACAUGGUGUUUCCGAUUCUCACCCUGUGGCAUGUGGCAUUGUGGUCCGAGAAGCCUGUUUAUGGUGGCUCGGAUUUCCGAAGUCAGCAUUUCCAUUUUCCCCCCAUUAUUAUGUUUGUCCAGUAUACAUGUAUUUGUUUCUAGAAUAUGGGGUAUCCAUUUCCCCUGAAAUUGUAUGGUCUUUGGCCUGAAAGAAGUGCUACUCUGAUUCAGAGCGCUAAAAUUCAGGAAAGCAUUUGUUGCGAUCUGGUUGCUUCUCAGAUUUAGGCAAUCAAAAUUAAGGAAAGCAUAAACGCUGUGGUUCUUGUGCUUUCUUGUUGCUUUGAUUU
Triticum dicoccoides is the source of this 5206-nucleotide messenger RNA. RefSeq names its product probable LRR receptor-like serine/threonine-protein kinase At3g47570. Gene Ontology annotation, cellular component: membrane. The record is from RefSeq and is a predicted model, not a curated record. The transcript has 2 exons. Gene Ontology annotation, molecular function: protein binding; protein kinase activity; ATP binding. Gene Ontology annotation, biological process: protein phosphorylation. The coding region runs from base 1717 to 4863 and encodes 1048 amino acids. NCBI's taxonomy places the organism in Eukaryota, Viridiplantae, Streptophyta, Magnoliopsida, Poales, Poaceae.